AUGUCUGGAAGUAAAAGGUUAAACCUCAUAAAUAGCCAAUUAUCUUCCCAGUUCCCACCUAUUCCUUAUGAUGAGUCUUUAGAUAAUUAUCGAAAAAAAGGCACCGAAAUAAGCAAAGAAAUUUUAUUACGUCACUUUAUAGGAGCAUCCUAUGUGCUCGUAAUGGCUUUCUGGAGCCAUAUGGCCUGUGAUCCAGUUUUUAAUCAUCAUGAAGAGGCUGAGUUUUCUCGAAGUAAAAAACGAGAAAGGGUUUUCCAGCAAAUUGCAAGCAUUUAUUUUAAAGCGAAUUUGUCCUAUGAGCUUUGCAAAGAAUUUCCAUUCAGAAAAUAUGAUCUUCUUUAUGCGAUAGGCGAUUAUGAUAUUGGUGUUGGUACUAGGCUUUUAAUCCAUUUAGUUUUAUAUAUAAAUGCAGUAGAAAGUUUAGGGACUUCUAACUCCCCCCCCUCCGUGAGUGAACAAAACCAUUAGAAAAAUCGCUAUUUUUUGCCCAAAAACCUACCCUCUGUGAGUGAACAAAAAUUUUUUUAAUAGAAAAAAAAUUUUUUAUUGAAAAAAAUUUUGAUAUAUAAAUGAUAAUUAGUAUAAUGAAAUCUAGAGCUAAUUCUAUUUAAUUUUAAACGAAUUGCUUUUUAAAACAUAAAUUUUUAUAAAUUAAAUUAAUAUUUGCUUUCCAAUUUUUGCGAAUUAGGAUUUUUUUAAAUUUUCGAAAAAAAAUUUUUUAUAAAAAUUUAUAUAUAAAUUUUUUUAAAAAAAAAUUUAACUCCCCUCCGUGAGUGAACAAAAUUUUUUUUUUUGUUCACUCACGGAGGGGGGGGGAGUAAGCAUAUAGAGUUUAUUAAAAGAGCCUAUCAUUUAUUAGACUAUGGCAGCUUUGGCAUGACAGAGCUUGGCCAUGGCUCAAAUGUGGCAAAAUUAGAAACGACUGCUAUAUAUGACCAUUCUGCAAGAGAGUUUAUUAUAAACUCCCCAACUUCCACGUCAGCAAAUAGUGAAUUGGUGGGGUAG
Molecule: messenger RNA, 1005 nt
Organism: Blepharisma stoltei
Lineage: Eukaryota; Ciliophora; Heterotrichea; Heterotrichida; Blepharismidae
Source: the annotation of a GenBank genome assembly